Messenger RNA from Salmo salar (Atlantic salmon), 1563 nucleotides. It is a transcript of the gene ro52, whose product is annotated as 52 kDa Ro protein. Lineage: Eukaryota; Metazoa; Chordata; Actinopteri; Salmoniformes; Salmonidae. The record is from RefSeq and is marked provisional. Gene Ontology annotation, molecular function: protein binding.
GAAGUGUGUAGACGUACUGUCUGUUGUGCACACAAGCAAACGUUCUAACUCUUCUGAAACAAAUGCUAAGGCAGCUCUUUUUUUUAUACUACACUAUAUAGUACUAAAAAAUCUGAGAAAGCGCCCACACUCUUUCACACACACAGAUACAGAUAUGGCUUCCUCCAGUAUUCUCCUGUCUGAAGAGCAGUUCCUGUGCUCUAUCUGUCUGGAUGUGUUCACUGAGCCAGUCACCACUUCUUGUGGACACAACUUCUGCAUUGACUGUAUCACAAAGUACUGGAAUAGCAAGGACCUGUGUCACUGUCCGCUGUGUAAGGAGAAAUUCUCCAAACGACCUAAACUUCGUGUCAACACAAUGUUAAGAGAAGUUGUAGGGAAUUUUAAAAGCUUGAGAGACAGAGGUAAAGAUGAGUCCCCUGCCAAACUUGGAAAAGUGCCCUGUGACGUCUGCACUGAGGAGAAGCAGAAAGCAGUAGAGAGGCAGGCUGAAGGGCUCAUUAAAGAACUGGAUCAGGAAAUCACUGAGCUAAAGAGGAGAAGCACUGAUCUGAAGCAGCUCUCACAGACUGAGGACCACCUCCAACUUCUCCAGAGCUUCCCAUCCAUAGUGUGCAACCCUCAACCCACCAAGGACUGGUCUGAGAUCAGUGUUCACAGUGAUCUGUGUGUGGGGACUGUUAGGAAAGCAGUGUCUCAGCUGGAGGAGACACUGAAUAAAGAGAUGGAGAAGCUGCCUGAAGUCAAACUGAAGAGGAUUCAGCAGUAUGCAGUGGAUGUGACUCUGGACCCUGAUACAGCAAAUCUCUAUCUCAUCCUGUCUGAGGAUGGGAAACAAGUAAGACUUCAAAAUACACCACAGAAACUUCCUGACAAUCCAAAAAGGUUUAAUCAGUAUUUAAUUGUCCUUGGAAAGGAUGGCUUCUCCUCAGGAAGAUUUUAUUAUGAGGUGACAGUUAAGGGGAAGACUGACUGGGAUUUAGGAGUGGCCAGAGAGUCCACUGACAGGAAGGGGAUUAUAUCACCUAGUUCUGAGGAUGGAGUCUGGACUGUGGUCCUGAGGGAUUGGAAUCAGUACACAGCCUGUGCCUCCCCCCAAGUUUAUCUCUCCCUGAUAGAGAAACCCCAGAAGGUGGGCGUGUUUGUGGACUAUGAGGUGGGUCAGGUCUCCUUUUAUGAUGUGGAGGCCAAGUCUCAUAUCUACUCUUUCACUGGCUGCACUUUCACUGAGAAGCUCUACCCAUACUUCAGCCCCUGUGAUAAUGAUGAUGGUAAAAACUCAGCUCCUCUCAUCAUAUCUCCUGUCAAUCACACACACUGAUUAAACAAUGGAACUAACUUAUAACUUACAAAUCAUGAAAUAUAUCAAUAUAUUUACAAAAUAGUAUAUUUAUUCAUGUGACAUGGCACACGAUUAGAAUAUCCACAGAUGUCCUCUGAAAUAGUAUCAACAAAUGAAAAUGGAAACUGUUUUGUACAUCUAAACCACGGAUAAUAAAUGCUUGUAUUUGCUGAAAACGAAGACUAUCAACUGGAAUGAAUUUAAAUAAAAGUUAUACAAGG